Messenger RNA from Lytechinus variegatus (green sea urchin), 1908 nucleotides. It is a transcript of the gene haus1, whose product is annotated as HAUS augmin-like complex subunit 1. The transcript has 8 exons. Gene Ontology annotation, cellular component: HAUS complex; cytosol. Lineage: Eukaryota; Metazoa; Echinodermata; Echinoidea; Temnopleuroida; Toxopneustidae. Bases 4 to 846 code for a protein of 280 amino acids. The record is from RefSeq and is a predicted model, not a curated record. Gene Ontology annotation, biological process: spindle assembly; centrosome cycle.
GUCAUGUCUGAUGAUGGCGAAGUCAGAGAAAAACAUAGAGAUGUGCGAUGUUGGUUGGAGGAAAUGUUUGGUGAUGACACAGUACCUCAGUAUGAGAUUAAUAUCAAGACAGUGUCGGUGCUACAUGAUCUGAUGACCAGAUGUAAAGAGAGGGAUAGAGAUAAGCAAAUUGUCAUCGAUGACCUCAAUGAGAAGACAGUGGAAUACAAUGCCGAAGAGAAGCGAUUGUCAUCGAUUUUGGAGAAUGUAUGUCUUUCUCCUAGUAGUCUCUCGCAGUCUGGGAAUGUAAGUCUGCGGACCCUUUCAAACAUUGCUCAAACUCUUGACCUUCAAGUUGCCUCAGCAAGCAAUUAUUAUUUGGCGAUGACGGAUCUUACCAGAGAGUUGAUAAAAUUGGAGGACAAACGACAAGAAGAGAAUAUUUCAAACCAGAAACUCUUCAACAAAACCAAGAUAGCUAUGAUCAAAACAGAAUCACUCAAGAAAGCUAUGGUGUCUUUAGAAGAACAAGCCAAAGAAGAAGGACCGAAGCUUGAAGAUAAGAUGAGACAAGCAGGCUUUUUUCAGAGUAAAUCAAAAGAGUACGAUGCCCAACUAGAAAACCUUGAGUACAAACUACAUGAGACUGGUGUGGAACCUUCAUUGUAUCAUCAGAGUCUGGUUGCAUUAUCACAGGAAUUAGAAUCCCUUGAUUCCAGAUUGUCUCCUUUGAAAGCUAAACUAGAUAGCUACCAGAAUCUUCCUCCCAAUGAGUCGUUAGCCAAAGUGAAGGUAGAAGAAGCAAAAAGGCAAUUGGCGGCAAUGGAAGCCGAGUUAUCAAGGAAAAUUGACAUGAUGCAUAUGUGAGAUGGCUGAGAAGUUCCGAUCAUGACGGUACUGGAUGAACCCAACUAAGCUUCCUCAUCAAAAUAAAAGACGAAUCAUGUUGACUACUAAAUCCAUGACUUCACAUAGACUGAAACACUUUUAGUGCCUUUUAUUCCUAAAAGUGGAUAUCCGUUUGAUCAUUUCAUUCGCAACUUUGCACAAAAACGUUUCCUUGUCCAUGCCCUUAUGCCCUGCAAGGAGCAUUAAUGUUUUCCUUAAGGUUUUGUGUGUUUCUCUCUCUCUCAUUCUAUUUACAUGUGUUUUUUAUUUAGUGAAGAUCGAAUCCUAAAUAGUUGCCAUAAUCUGUACAAUAAGCAAUAAAUAAAAUAAUAGAGCAAUUCUGCUAUAACAGCACGUUCUCAUAAGAAGUAAAGUUGAUUAUCAUUUCAGUGAUCAACCUUAGAAGUUUUGGAAUAAUUGGAAUCCUCACUGAAUUACUUACCACUCUGGUAUUUCCAGCAUAACUUUAGCAUCUAUUUCAGAGUUUCUGUAUUGGUAGUAGUAAUAUUUUUAUAAAACAAGUGCUACCAAUGAAUACAGAAACUCUGAAGUAGAUGUUGAAGUCAUGCUGGAGAUAUCCUAGUGAUAAGUGUGGGAUAGCGAAACAUAGAUAGGGAAAGACACUGAAUAGUACAGUGAACUGAAUAAAUUGAUAAACAAUAUGCAACUUUGCUGCACAUCACUUUCUUGCAUGAUGCUCUGUGACAUAGAGCUUAGCGAUUGAUUUCUACGAUUGAUUGCAUUGAUUACUGUGUAUGAUCAGUUGUAAAAAUCAGCUCCACAAUCAAUAGCCAAGCUUUAUGAUACAGGGGCUGGGUCAAAAGUAAGGAGUGUCAGUCAGAUCACAGAUAAGUGCCCACUUCAUAACAUAUAUGUAUUUGUUAUACCAUUUGUAAGUUGGAGCCAUUCAAGAUCCACUAUUUGGUGUUAAAUUGUGUAAAAAUGUAUUCCAUUUUUCUUCUUGCUAUUUAUAUGCUGUAUAUAUUGUACAUUUGUAAAUGCACAUAGAAACCAAUAAAAUUGCAUAUUAUAUAAUUUGAA